AUGGAUGCACAAUAUCCCUUUGCUACAAGAGAAGAUAUCUGGCGAGUACACGAAGAAGUGAAGGACUUGUGCGCUACACAGGCCGAACACUCGGAACGGCUGGCUAAGUUGGAACGUAGGAAGGAAGAUGAUGCUAAGAUGAAAAGUCUCUGGAGUCCAUUCUCACCUAUCCCUUCAAGUGCUAGCCAUGGAAACCAAGAAACUGUGUUUAAUGCAGCUGCUGAACCUUUCAAGGGGUUUGACCAGGCCCAUCAUGGACUGGGAACGCAUAUAAACAUGGAUCACGAGGAUGAACCCAGGCGUGGCGCCUCGAGGGCGAAUAGCGUGCGCUUUGACGAGAGCGCGAUGCAUGGAUAUAAUAGCCAUGGAAACCGCUCUGCGGCCGAGCUUGCGCCAGCCCGUACAGGGAGUGGGAUGGGAGCCCACCCACUCACUGAACGAUCCUAUUCCCAUCGAUCUGAUGGGAGGCAGAGCUCUUCUGGUCAUUCACAUCACUCAGUGCGUACGUAUAGUCUGGAGACUUCUCGGGUUGAGAGUUCCUCCUCAACUACAACUCCUGCCAGCCAACAUCCUUCCUUUGGACCCCCUCCAGGCCUCUUCAUCCUUGGCCCUGUUCCCUGCAUCAUCAGAUGCUGGCUUACAACUAGCUUUUCCAACGAUUCCCUGCUUUACGCCGCAAUCUGUACCGGCUCUUAUUCAUCUGCGGUGUCCUAUCCGUUGAUACAAAAUCUGGGUCUGGAGGACGAUAUCACGGUGGAAGAUGGUGCACGCACCAUUAAACUGCCUGUAUAUUUCCCGGAGGCCAGUGUCUGCCAGUCAUCUUCGCGCAGCUCCAGUCCUGAACCUCAUCUUCCAGCUUUGACCGUUCGAUUCUUCGUCCGUGAAAUAGACCAGGAAGACCAUAAAGCCAUUCCUAUUUUUAUAGGGAGUGAUGUCCUUCGGGUUCAUAAUGCAGAUAUACUCUUUUCUCAAGAUAAGAUGUACGUUGUUGAUGAUGCAAGAAAUAGAAUUUCUAUUCCUCUGGUUCGACCUGAAGACCACGAAUCUUUCCGGUGCCUGGUGACCAUGCCGGAUAAAUCCUUAUCCCAGACUCAAAAAUCCAAACCUACAGAGAAACCCAGUGUUCCAGAAGCCAGCAGUCCUCAUACAGAACAAACAGCCGGCGUCAUCGGUCAUCGACCUAGUCUUAGUCAACGCCAGCCGUCGAAAUCUGCGCUCUCUCUAAGGACGUCUGAGGCUCUGACUGACCACGACAAGGACCGCUCCUCUCGCGCUGUUAGUGACUCGGAGGAUACCAGCUUCGACAUAGUCAAUCCCAAAUCUGCUACCAGUGAGAAAUCGCAAAGUAGGCCGAGUACUAAGAGUGACGAAGGAAGUGGACACUGGGGUUCAUGGAGACGUGACGCAGCUCCCCCUACCUCCACUACCAAGCCAGACCAGCCAGCAUCAUAUGUUGCCGUAUCCCAGCGCCCUGCCGCUAGACGUAAUAUGAAAGUGUUAAAGCCUACCAAGACGCUUACACGAUCCACCACAAGUAACGGCCCAAUCGGCAUGGCCCAGGUUUCUAGUGCUGAUCGCCCGUCCAGUGACGGUACCUUCGCCUCCAGACCAACCAGAUCAACCAGCGGCGAGAACGGAGACGUUCGGAACUCCAUACAUCAUCAUUCAAGCGCUCCAUGGCCUGGGAAGUCCAGACCAAGUAAUAAUCCGAUUGGCGGAGCGUCUGCGUUCGGAUGGCUGAAUACACAACAGAAACCGAACUCCACGACUCACGCUGACUGA
This is a messenger RNA of Microsporum canis CBS 113480, 1782 nucleotides long. RefSeq lists its product as hypothetical. The record is from RefSeq and is a predicted model, not a curated record. Lineage: Eukaryota; Fungi; Ascomycota; Eurotiomycetes; Onygenales; Arthrodermataceae. Bases 1 to 1782 code for a protein of 593 amino acids. The transcript has 2 exons.